ACGGGCUCCGCCGGCUGCUAUUCCGGCUGGCGGCGACCGCCGCAGGAAGGGCCGGUUCCUGCGCUCCCCCCGCCCCUUCCCUCGCCUUCUGCUGACGCUGACGUCGGAUGAGGGAGCUGGAGGGACGCUCCGACCGCGGCCAGGAGGCUCUCGGGGGCCGGGGCUCCGAGUAGAAAAAAGAAGAAGAAGAAAACAUGUCAGGACACAAAUGCAGUUAUCCCUGGGACUUACAGGAUCGAUAUACUCAAGAUAAGUCUGUAGUAAAUAAGAUGCAGCAGAAGUAUUGGGAAACGAAGCAAGCCUUUAUUAAAGCCACAGGGAAGAAAGAAGAUGAGCAUGUUGUUGCCUCUGAUGCAGACCUGGAUGCCAAGCUAGAGCUGUUUCACUCGAUUCAGAGAACCUGUUUGGACUUGUCUAAAGCAAUUGUACUCUAUCAAAAGAGAAUAUGUUUUUUGUCUCAAGAAGAAAACGAACUGGGAAAAUUUCUCCGAUCCCAAGGCUUCCAAGACAAAACCAGAGCAGGAAAGAUGAUGCAAGCAACGGGAAAGGCCCUCUGCUUUUCUUCCCAGCAAAGGUUGGCCUUGCGAAAUCCAUUGUGUCGAUUUCACCAAGAAGUGGAGACUUUUCGGCACCGGGCCAUCUCAGACACUUGGCUGACGGUGAAUCGCAUGGAGCAGUGCCGGACUGAAUACAGAGGGGCAUUAUUAUGGAUGAAGGAUGUGUCACAGGAGCUUGAUCCAGACCUCUACAAGCAAAUGGAGAAGUUCAGGAAGGUACAAACACAAGUACGCCUUGCCAAAAAAAGCUUUGACAAAUUGAAGAUGGAUGUGUGUCAAAAAGUGGAUCUUCUUGGAGCAAGCAGAUGCAAUCUGUUGUCUCAUAUGCUAGCAACAUACCAGACCACUCUGCUUCAUUUUUGGGAGAAAACUUCUCACACUAUGGCAGCCAUCCAUGAGAGCUUCAAAGGUUACCAACCAUAUGAAUUCACUACAUUAAAGAGUUUACAAGACCCUAUGAAAAAGCUGAUUGAGAAAGAAGAAAGGAAGAAGGUCACCCAGCAGGAAAGUUCAGAGGCCACGGUGGAGGAGCCGAGUCAGUUAAUUUCAUUAGAAGAUGAAAACCAACGCAAGGAAUCCUCUAGUUUUAAGACUGAAGAUGGAAAAAGCAUUUUAACUGCCUUAGACAAAAGCUCUACACAUAAUGCAUGCUCAGAUGAACUAUUAGGCAUAAAACCCGAGGAAGGUGCUUGCCUGGGCCCAGUGGCGGGGACCCUAGAACCCGAGGGUGCUGACAAAGAUGACCUGCUUCUGUUGAGUGAGAUCUUCAAUGCUUCCUCCCUGGACGAGGGUGAGUUCAGCAAAGAGUGGGCUGCCGUGUUUGGAGACGGCCGGCCGAAGGAGCCAGUGCCCACUGUGGCCGCCGGAGAGCCAGACCCCAGACCCCAGGCAGGCUCAGGAUUCCUUCCUUCACAGCUUUUAGACCAAAACAUGAAAGACUUACAGGCCUCACUCCAAGGCUGGUCAGAGAACAAUGUCAAUCCUCCUCCUACUCCAUGGCCAGCACCACAGGCAAGCAGUCCAAAUGACAACAGCCCUGCAAUGAAAGAACCUGCCAAGGCUGCCUCCUCGGACCUGACUGCCUGGUUCAGCCUCUUUGCUGACCUCGACCCACUGUCAAAUCCUGAUGCUGUUGGGAAAACCGAUAAAGAACAUGAAUUGCUCAAUGCAUGAUUCUGCAGCCUCUCGGAGGGAGCCCUCGUGCCACUCCUCGGCCACACACCUGGGGACACGCAGACGUAUGAAGUGAUCAGUAUGCUGUUUUCAUAUUUACGUGCCAUUUUAAUAAAAUGAAAGGGUCAGAGGCCCUGUUUAUAUUGGUAUAA
Messenger RNA from Lynx canadensis (Canada lynx), 1882 nucleotides. RefSeq names its product islet cell autoantigen 1 (gene ICA1). The record is from RefSeq and is a predicted model, not a curated record. Gene Ontology annotation, cellular component: Golgi apparatus. The transcript is spliced from 15 exons. Gene Ontology annotation, molecular function: protein domain specific binding. Gene Ontology annotation, biological process: regulation of transport. Bases 195 to 1730 code for a protein of 511 amino acids. NCBI's taxonomy places the organism in Eukaryota, Metazoa, Chordata, Mammalia, Carnivora, Felidae.